UAACUGUGUAUUGAAGCUCUGUACUGAGAUUUGUCUUAGGUCCACAAACUCUUAAACUAUUUUUUGGCUCCCGUUGGAGAAAAAAAAAAUAAACAAAUCGCCGGCAGUCAACGUCAGGUACCAGUACCACAUUCAGGUUCACCAUUUUUAUACCUUCUUGGGCUCACAUCCAGGCUUUGUUUUCGGCCCAGUCGAGACUAACAGGCCCAGUAAGCCCCAUAUCACGUUUCCAUAUCAUCGAGAUGCCGCGGACGGGCGCAGUUCCGUCCGUGUCGCAUACUCGCAUCGCAUCCCACGCAACGCAAUGGCGUCGUCUCCUCUCGCACCCACCCGGACCUACUCGCCCCUAGUGCCCAAGCUGCCCCGCCCCUCGCCCCCAUCCCCGUGUAGCUCUCCUCGUCGCAGUGCACGGUGGCCGCGCUCGGCGCGAGCCAGAGCGACUCCCGGCAGCAACAGCAGCAGCAGCAGCAGCUCGACGGCGGCGGCGACGGAGGAGCAGAAGAGGUGCCUCAGAUGCGGCGGCGUUUACCGAGACGAGGAGAACCACCCGACCGCCUGCGCCUUCCAUGGCCACAUCACAGGCGAGAAGGGUCUGUUCUCCAUGUCGCCGCCGCACCAGGGCAUCGACGGCGAGUGGAGCGACAAGAGCGGGAUCAUCGUGUACCGCUGGAACGACGAGGGGAGCCGGCCCAACACCGGCCGCGCCAACUGGAAGAAGCGCUGGAGCUGCUGCCAGGAGCGCGAGGAGGACGCGCCGCCGUGCCAGCGCGGGUGGCACGUCUCCUACGACGACGGCUACACCCUCUUCUAGGUCUCUGCUAGUGCCCGUGAAGACCACCAUAUUGCCCUGCCAGAUGUGCCAAUAAAAUCUUUUGCCAAUAAGAUGACAAACUUGCUUGUCGCCUAUUACUUGGAGUUGUACAAAAGACAAGCAUCUAGUUGAGCUGAUGAUGUUGGUUGCCUCGACGCCGAGCUGCGAUUUCUGCUUUGCUCGCCAUUGCCGAAUGGAAGCUUGUCCUAGGCCCAAGGCACAGCCGCACAGGCUCGACAGCAAAGCAGAGCUGGAAAAAAAAACGCGCUUGUGGGUUUAAUUCCCCGCGCCACGCGAAUA
Molecule: messenger RNA, 1111 nt
Organism: Sorghum bicolor (sorghum)
Lineage: Eukaryota; Viridiplantae; Streptophyta; Magnoliopsida; Poales; Poaceae
Exons: 2
Coding region: 305-811 (168 amino acids)
Source: RefSeq, a predicted model, not a curated record